This is a messenger RNA of Anoplopoma fimbria (sablefish), 1546 nucleotides long. RefSeq names its product tubulin, beta 4B class IVb-like (gene tubb4bl). Bases 58 to 1392 code for a protein of 444 amino acids. The record is from RefSeq and is a predicted model, not a curated record. Gene Ontology annotation, cellular component: microtubule; cytoplasm. Gene Ontology annotation, molecular function: GTPase activity; structural constituent of cytoskeleton; GTP binding. Lineage: Eukaryota; Metazoa; Chordata; Actinopteri; Perciformes; Anoplopomatidae. Gene Ontology annotation, biological process: mitotic cell cycle; microtubule cytoskeleton organization. The transcript has 4 exons.
UCUCUGCUGCCCAGUUUGCCAUCUGCUCGACUAUACUCGUAUCAAUUUGUCGGAAAAAUGCGAGAAAUUGUGCAUUUGCAGGCCGGUCAGUGCGGAAACCAGAUCGGAGCUAAGUUCUGGGAGGUGAUCAGUGAUGAGCACGGCAUUGAUCCCACUGGUGCAUACCACGGAGACAGCGAUCUGCAGCUAGACAGAAUCAGCGUCUAUUACAAUGAGGCCACAGGUGGAAAGUAUGUGCCCCGAGCCAUCCUGGUGGACCUGGAGCCUGGUACGAUGGAUUCAGUCAGGUCCGGUCCCUUCGGGCAGAUCUUCAGACCCGACAACUUUGUCUUUGGACAGAGUGGAGCUGGAAACAACUGGGCCAAGGGCCACUACACGGAGGGAGCCGAGCUGGUGGACUCCGUCCUCGAUGUCGUGAGGAAAGAGGCCGAGAGCUGCGAUAGCCUCCAGGGCUUCCAGCUCACUCACUCCCUGGGUGGCGGUACCGGCUCCGGCAUGGGCACCCUGCUCAUCAGCAAGAUCCGCGAGGAGUACCCCGACCGCAUCAUGAACACCUUCAGCGUGGUGCCUUCGCCCAAGGUGUCGGACACCGUGGUGGAGCCUUACAACGCAACUCUCUCCGUCCACCAGCUGGUAGAGAACACAGAUGAGACCUACUGCAUUGACAAUGAGGCUCUCUAUGAUAUCUGCUUCCGCACACUUAAACUCACCACCCCUACCUAUGGGGAUCUAAACCAUCUGGUGUCCGCCACCAUGAGCGGGGUGACCACAUGUCUGCGUUUCCCCGGCCAGCUCAACGCCGACCUCCGUAAACUAGCGGUCAACAUGGUGCCCUUCCCCCGCCUGCACUUCUUCAUGCCAGGCUUCGCCCCUCUCACCAGCCGGGGCAGCCAGCAGUACCGCGCCCUGUCCGUGCCCGAGCUCACCCAGCAGAUGUUCGACGCCAAGAACAUGAUGGCCGCCUGCGACCCGCGUCACGGCCGCUACCUCACCGUGGCCGCCGUGUUCAGGGGCCGCAUGUCCAUGAAGGAGGUGGACGAGCAGAUGUUGAAUGUGCAGAACAAGAACAGCAGCUACUUCGUCGAAUGGAUCCCCAACAACGUGAAGACGGCCGUCUGCGACAUCCCACCCCGGGGCCUCAAAAUGGCCGCCACCUUUAUCGGCAACAGCACAGCCAUCCAGGAGCUGUUCAAGCGUAUCUCCGAGCAGUUCACCGCCAUGUUCCGCCGUAAGGCCUUCCUCCACUGGUACACUGGUGAGGGCAUGGAUGAGAUGGAGUUCACAGAGGCGGAGAGCAACAUGAACGACCUGGUGUCUGAGUACCAGCAGUACCAGGACGCCACCGCCGAGGAGGGCGAGUUUGAGGAAGAGGGAGAGGAGUCAGUGGCCUAAAACCUCGUCCUGGCCAGCUGCCAAACCUCAUUUUAACUCCCCCAUCCCCCAAAUCCAUCCCUUUCAUCCCUCUUCAUCUGGAAUUAAAAACGUUCACCAUUUAGACCCCUCUAGUGUUAGACAUCAACGGUACUGAUGCUAGUGACGUUUUUGU